AUGUCAGACGAAAUUCAGGAUUCCGACACUUUUCUGAAAUUCGUGUUAUAUUCCUCGAUUCUGGCUGUAUUCCUAUAUUUCAUCCGAAGAUAUUUGAAAGGCGGACAAUUUACGGAAAGAGUUUCCGCAAAGAAUUUGAUCGCAGUUGUGACUGGAGCAAAUUGUGGAAUUGGUUUUGAGACUGUAAAAGAGCUCAAUUUACGAAAAGCCAAGGUUUACAUGCUGUGUCGAAGUGAGAAAAACGCGCUUGCCGCCAAAAUUCAACUCGCAAAACGUGGCUGCGAUUCGUCGCGACUCAACUUCAUUCAAUGCGAUUUUACAAGUCUGGAUAGCGUUAGAAAUGCGGCGCGCGAAUUGCUUCGCGUCGAGACCCAUAUCGAUAUUUUGGUGAAUAAUGCGGCGGUUUUGAUGACGAAAUUCGAGGUGACUGAAGAUGGAUUUGAGAAAACGUGGCAGACAAAUCAUUUGGGACCAUUUUUGUUGACUGAACUUUUGCUGCCAGCUUUGAAAAAGUCUGAAAAUGGCGGGAGAAUUGUUAAUGUUUCAGCAUUGAUUCAUAAGAAGGUCAAGAAAUUGGAUUAUGAGAAGAUUAAUGAGAAAAAACACUUUGGCGAUUGGAAAUGUUAUGGGGAAAGUAAAGUGGCUAAUGUGAGUUUGGCUGAAAGUCUGUAACACAGACUUUCAGACUCUGUAGCUGAAAAACAGCGCGCGCGCGUCAAUUUUAUAGUCUUUGAAAUUUCACAAACAUCUCCCAACGCACACCAUAGCGCAGGCGGUAUGCUGAUGGCCUUUUGCUCAGAACGUCCGGGGUUCGAUCCCCACUGCCCGUGCAACUUUUUUAAAAUUUUUUUUAAAUCUUCGCAGAUCCUGCACGCUCGCCAACUCACACGACGUCUCCACAAAUCCGGCUCCCCCGUCACCAUCAACUCCCUCCACCCUGGAAUUGUGAACACCGAUCUGUUGCGCAACACAAUCUUCGCCAAACCCGUCAUCAUCUCAAUCGCCAGAUUUCUGGCCAACAUUUUUCUGAAAACUCCGCUGGAUGGAGCACAAACUGUGCUCCACGUGGCGCUGAGCAAAAAACUCGAGGGAGUUUCGGGCAAAUAUUUUGUGUAGGUUGAGAAUUCUGGAAAUUGGCUGAAGUUUUUUUUUGCAGCGACUGCAAAUUGGCCGCCGAAUCUGAAUUCGCUUCAAAUGAUCAAGCCAGUGAGGACCUCUAUAAUUACAGUAUUGAGAAAGUUUCCAAGUUUUUAUAA
Molecule: messenger RNA, 1256 nt
Organism: Caenorhabditis angaria
Lineage: Eukaryota; Metazoa; Nematoda; Chromadorea; Rhabditida; Rhabditidae
Source: the annotation of a GenBank genome assembly